AGUUUUGGACCCAGAUUACUCCGCGAAGCUCCUGACUACGGCAGCCGUAAUGCUCUGACAAUCCAUCAAGUAGUGCGGCUUACCAAAGUUGUACUAAAACAUUUGUUAACAGAUUUCUGCACGCCCAAAUUGGUUCAAGGUCAGUAAGCACAACCAGAAUUCAUACAUAAGGCACACUCUCGAUUUUUAAGAAAAUUAAAGGAUUUUAAGUGUGCCUUAUAGUGUGGAAAAUACGUUAUACAGAAGAAAAGAAUAUAUCGCGAUAUAUAUCAUUACCGCAUGUGCUUCAAAUUAUACCACGAUAUGGAUUUUAGGCCAUAUUGCCCAGCCCUACAACACGGUCAACAAUUUACUUACUCCAUGCAGGAGAGCCAACACACAUCAAAUGUCACAGUUCACAAUCAUGAGAGCUCUAACCUUGGCAGCGUCUCUUUUAUACCCUCACACAAAACUCUCUGUAUCUUUCAGUUACCACAGGGUUUUGUCCCACUGGCUGCUAUCUUUCCCCAGGAACCUCCUGCACUUGUCUUCUUGGGAGUUUUGUCCUGCAACAGUUAGCAGGUACCAUAGUGAAAUGUUGUUAAACAAAGCUAAGUAGUUUUCACCAAGUAAUACUGACACAUACACAGAAUUUAUCUAAGCAAUCAAAGGUUAAACAAAAUCCUACAGUGAGAUUCUGAACACCUAAAUCUAAAUGUGGAAAUAUGAGAACGAGACAGUGAGACACCUCGCUGUCUUGCCACAUGUAUCGCAAACCACGUCUUGGCUGUUUGUGGAGGUGAAAUAUGUACAUGCAUGACUCCGUUUAUGCUCAGCCAUUGUUGUGAGUGCGCACGCCAGGGGCUGGACACAUUUUGCAGCUGUAUUUUGCAUAUGACUAUGACAGGGGUAGAGUAAGUAGUUUCUUCCAAUGUAGACGAUCCAAAUGAUAUAGUUUCUUUCCACUCUGUUCCUGUUAAUGAAACACUACAAAUUUACCCCAAUGUACUAAAAUAUCAACAUUUUAAUAUGAGAAUGGAUUCUAGAACAUAAAUUACUGGUAUCGGAAGAAUCGAUACUUCAGUAUCGAUCCGCAUACCACUACUAUAUAUACAGGGUGUAGCAUCCCCUGGGUAAAGGUGGUGGUAUGCAGGGCGCUCAGUGGCUUUUUCCUUUCAAGUUCUUGUAGGCAGCUGAUGACUUUCUUUUUGUAGUUGCUUCUGGGGUUUCCACCUUGAACCUUCAUAGGUAUUGUUGCCACUGAGGAGUGUAGUAAUGUUUAUGUGCUCUGCUUCUUGUCAGGGAUAAAAUACAUAUCUACAAUUUUUGUGUCCCAGCUGAGUAACAGGAGGAGGAGAGUCUGGUGGAGCAGCAGAGGAACAGUUUCAGCCAUUUGGAAUCAGCCACUACAGAGGAAACAAUGACUUCAACACAAAAGGACCAACAUGUAAUGAGAAGUCAGCGCUCUCAGGAGACCGACAAACCUUACCGAAAAAAGGGGCAGAAAAAAUACACCUGUGAUGAGUGUGGAAAGGAUUUUACCCUUCUUGGAAACUUUAAAGCACACCAACUCGUCCACAGUGGAGUUAAAGCAUACAGCUGUGACUUGUGUGGAAAGUCUUUUGCCCGGGCUGGAACCUUGAAAAAACACAAAGUCAUCCACAGUGGAGUUAAAGCAUACCGCUGUGAUGAGUGUGGAAAGUCUUUUACCCAGCUUGGUCACUUAAAACAACACCAACUUAUCCACAGUGGAGUUAAAGCAUACAGAUGUAACUUGUGUGGAAAUUCUUUUACCCGGGCUGGAACCUUAAGAAAACACCAAGUCAUCCACAGUGGAGUUAAAGCGUACAGCUGUGACUUGUGUGAAAAAUCUUUUAUCGAUGCUGGAAGCUUAAAAAAACACAAACUCACCCACAGUGGAUUUAAAGCAUACCACUGUGACUUGUGUGGAAAAUCUUUUACUCAGGCUGACAACUUAAAAACACACCAAGUCAUCCACAGUGGAGUUAAACCAUACAUUUGUGACUUGUGUGGAAAAUCUUUUGCUCAUCCUAGAAGCUUAAAAAUACAUCAACUUAUCCACAGUGGAGUUAAAGCACACAGCUGUGAUCAGUGUGGUAAAAUGUUUGCUCACAGUUGCAACUUACGACGUCAUCAAGAUACCCACUCUGGAAUUAAGGCAAAUAGCUGUGACAAUUGUGGUAAAACCUUUAGUAGUAUAAGUUACCUAAAAAGACACCUACGCAUUCACACUGGACAUGAUGUUUACUGCUGUGAUCAGUGUGGGAAAGUCUUUACAACAGCUACACAGUUACGUCACCAUACAUUUACCCACACUGAAGAGAGACCUUAUAAAUGUGACCUGUGUGAGAAGACUUUUAAAGCUCCACAUUCUCUGAAAGGGCACCAGCAGAUCCACACCAGAAGGAAACUCUAUAAGUGCAGUUACUGUGAGAAGCAAAGCGACACAGAUGGAUCCAGUUCUCAACCCUGUCGCCACUGUGGUGGUGGGAAAGAGUUUCGCUGUGACCUUUGUGGAAAUGCUUUCAGUAAUCGACAGAGUCUAAAUCGACAUCGACGUAGACACACUGGAGACAAAAUGAACUACUGCAAAGAAUGCGGGAGAGGCUUCACCACAUUAAGUGAUUUAAAAUGCCAUGAACGCUACCAUAGUGGGGUUAAAAAGCACGUCUGUGACCAGUGUGGGUCAUCCUUCACCGCUGCAGGUGACCUUAAAAAGCAUAAGCGAAUCCACACAGGAGAGACACCAUAUAAGUGCAGACACUGUGACAGAAGCUUUUCAUAUGCAGCGAGUCGUAACCAACAUGAACUUACACACAUGGAAGAGAUAUUUAGCUGUGACCAGUGUGACAAGAGCUUUAGGAAUUUCACUUCAUACUCCAGACACAAACAAGCCCACGCUGCAAAUAAACAGUUUCACUGUUACCAAUGUGCCAAAGCAUUCACUUCAUUAUCUGCUCUGUGCAAACAUCAGCGUGAUCAUGCAGAACUGAAAUCACCAGAUCACAAUGAAUCUGAAGAGACAGAAAGGUCCUCUUCUGGUUUCAGGGUCAGACUUAAAAACCUUGAGAUCAGGCUCCACAGAGUUCAGAUGGACUCUCCUGUAAAGAGUCUCAGCUGAUGUCACACUUGGAUCUGAUGAGGUAGCUCUGAUUUUUGGACCUGCAGUGAAUGUUAAAUUAAUGAAGCUGUAAGUAUAGAUAUGUACAUGAAGUUUAUUUUCCCUUGAGGGAAUUUUAAUGUUGUAAAUUUUCAUCCCUGAUACAUUUAAAUGUUUCUUCCCUUAGGAAACCGUAGUGUUUAGUAGUUGUACCUUUUGCUACAUUAUAGAAGUUAUAGGAAUGUGUUUUACAAAACUUGUAUUGUAUCAAAACUGCCCAUUUGAAUAUAUACAUCAGUUCUUUUCAUUUUAACUUUCUUCUUCUUUUCCAAAUAUAACUUGCUUUCUCUAUGUAUUCAUUUUAUGUAUUACCUCAGUUACAUUUUAAUCAUUUUUCAUAUUUAUUCUUCUGCUUUGGUAAUCCCUGCUCUUAAAUCCUUUUCUUUCAAAGCUUCAAAUAAUUUCUCACCAGUUGCUCUGAAAGCUUCCAAAAUGAACUAAAUCUAUCAACCGGCAUUCAAACAAUAACUACUAUUGAUUUUUUUUUUUUUAAGUUAUUGCAUUUUAAUCCACAUGUUCUCCAGCUGUUUUUCCUGUAGAUUUGAAGUUUGCAUUACAAAAUGCUGAUACUGUUAAAGCAUUAGUUAUAUUUGAUGAAUUAUGUGUAAAGUUCUUAUUAAACAGUUUGGUGUAAAAAAUAAAGAACUUGUCUCACAA
Molecule: messenger RNA, 3817 nt
Organism: Oreochromis aureus
Lineage: Eukaryota; Metazoa; Chordata; Actinopteri; Cichliformes; Cichlidae
Product: zinc finger protein 836-like
Exons: 3
Coding region: 1400-3121 (573 amino acids)
Biological process (GO): regulation of transcription by RNA polymerase II
Molecular function (GO): RNA polymerase II cis-regulatory region sequence-specific DNA binding; DNA-binding transcription factor activity
Source: RefSeq, a predicted model, not a curated record